GUUUACGGAUGGAUAAAUCAAGCGUAUAAUCUACCGAUCAGUUUAGCUGUGAUUCUCGACUGAAGCGAAGAUUGAAAUCGAAUUAACUGCAAGUGUUCGACUUGGUCCAUCGAGCUGCGAUUUGGUUCGAAUUUAUUUUUACGAUUUUGUUACUCUCGUUAACCACAAAAUUUCAAUUAGAGUAAAUUGUUACAUUGGUGAAAAAAACUAAUUUUAAUCAGUGAAAUUGUGUUCAGUCGUGUGAAAAGUGAAAACAAUACAAUUCUUUUCAAAAAUGAGAAGUCUGUGCUCAAUAUUGUGCUUAGUAAUUUUUAUCGUUCAAAUAAGCAAUGCGCAAGGUCAAAAUAAUCCACAUCUGCUGACUGAAUGGGAAGGAUGUGGGAUUCCACCGCCACAGGUGAGACAAAAGCGUGCGGCGGGAUUGCGGCAAUUUGUAGUUGGUGGAAUUAAUUCACCUCAAGGCGGUUAUCCAUGGAUGGCAUUGCUGGGCUAUGUGAACAAUUUGGGCGAACAAUCUUGGAAAUGCGGCGGUUCGUUGAUUACAUCUCGACAUGUGUUGACCGCAGCUCAUUGUGUCAUUCGAACUUUAACACUAGCCAGAUUUGGUGAACACGAUAUCAAUUCAGAUCAGGAUGGGCCAGUUCAAGAUAUUAAUAUAAAUCGAAAAAAUCGACAUCCGAAUUUCAACAAACGACUUGGAACAAAUGAUAUAGCAAUUUUACACCUUGAACACGAUGUCAUAUUCUCAAACCGUGUCCGACCAAUUUGUAUACCGACCGAUGAGCCAAUGCUGAGUCGUUCAUUUGUUGGUGAAACAGUGUCUGUGGCUGGUUGGGGUCGAUUACAAGAGGGUGGACGGUCAUCAAAUGUAUUACAAAAGUUACAAUUGCCAGUUCUCAACAAUUUUGAAUGCAAAGAACGAUUCCGGACACAAGGUCGAUUACUUUCAGAAGAUCAAUUCGAUAACUCGAUCAUUUGUGCCGGUGAUUUGAAUGGUGGUCAUGACAGCUGUCAAGGAGACAGCGGCGGACCAAUGAUGUAUCCAGUUCAAGUUGGUGGUCGAUCUCUAUUCUAUCAAAUCGGAAUAAUUUCGUACGGUAUCGGUUGUGCCAGAGUCGACACACCUGGCGUUUAUACUCGUGUUUCAGAGUUUAUCGACUGGAUUCAGGAUGAGAUUUAUCAAUAAAACCUUUAAAUUUACCGAAUCAUCACCGAUAUCAAAUCCAGAAUGCAUUCAAGUCAACGCCUCCUCACAAUUCCAUCUCCUCUUAGUUACAGUCCCUGCACAGUAACACAAUGAUUCUAGCAAUGUUGAGAUUUGACACUUAACUUUGUUUUAGUACCAUUUGCUCUAAAAAAAGUUCAAAAGUUCUAUGAUAAAUACAUGAAGCUUUGAUUUGUGAUUUAGUACAUUUUGAACUUUUUCUAGUACAAAUGGUACUUAAAUGGAUUUUAGUGCCAAAUUUCAUAUUGCGGUUCUAAAAGUUAAAACCAUCGUGUUUACUGUGUGUUUGUUCAUACAUUGAGUAUAAGGUUAAGCAAUACAUGGAGGAAAUACGAAACGUUAAACAAUACAUGGAGACUUACUCAUUCAUUUACCAACCUUCUUCUCAUAUCGUUUGUCUUUUAGCAUAUAGAAUAUAUUAUACUAACUGUAUUAACUCGAUUAAAUAAUUAAAUUCAACUCAUAAUAAUAUAAACUAAAUUGUGUUGUUUAGUUAAUUACUUACUACUAGAAUG
Molecule: messenger RNA, 1740 nt
Organism: Sitodiplosis mosellana (orange wheat blossom midge)
Lineage: Eukaryota; Metazoa; Arthropoda; Insecta; Diptera; Cecidomyiidae
Product: venom protease-like
Exons: 10
Coding region: 275-1186 (303 amino acids)
Biological process (GO): proteolysis
Molecular function (GO): serine-type endopeptidase activity
Source: RefSeq, a predicted model, not a curated record